AUGAGUUGUUCCGUGGGUGUUUGGCUCCAGCAUCUCGAGCCGAACCUCGUGCCAGAUCGCAUCUCCCGCGUCAGUUGGCACUUCAGCAGCAUGGGCAUGCUCUUCAGCAAGGUGUGGCAGCGGAUGUUGGGCUCCAAGGACAUGCGCAUCCUGAUGCUUGGCCUGGACGCAGCGGGCAAGACCACGAUCCUGUACAGGCUGAAACUCGCAGAAGUGGUAACGACCAUUCCGACGGUCGCCCAGUUGUGCAGUGGCACCUUUUGCUCUCUGAUCUUUUAUCAGCUGGAAGUGGAGUACAAGAACAUCAGAUUUACUGUCUGGGACGUGGGUGGCCAGGACAAGAUCAGGAAGCUGUGGCGGCACUACUUCCGGGGGACGGACGGGCUGAUCUACGUGGUGGACAGCUCGGACCGAGAACGCAUCCAGGACGCAAAGGAAGAGUUGCAGAAGAUGUUGGCAGAACAAGAGAUGGAGAAUGCGGCGCUGCUGGUGCUUGCCAACAAGCAAGACUUGCCGAAUGCCAUGCCAGCAGCGGAGGUGAUGGAAAAGCUGGAGUUGCAGAAGCUGCGGCACAGGCAGUGGUUCAUCCAGUCCACCUGUGCGCCAACAGGCGAUGGUCUCUACGAGGGCCUGGACUGGCUGUCCCGCACUUUGUCCUCCCGCAAGUGA
Messenger RNA from Effrenium voratum, 669 nucleotides. The record is from the annotation of a GenBank genome assembly. NCBI's taxonomy places the organism in Eukaryota, Dinophyceae, Suessiales, Symbiodiniaceae.